AUGGCGACUACCAAAUCUCAGGCAGGCGAUGAGCGCGGUCCUUCGACAUCGGGAAACCAAAGCCGUGGAAGUACACCGUCAGACUUCUUGAAGGCUGUGCUAGGAAGACCGGUUGUUGUCAAACUCAACACUGCUACCGAGUAUCGUGGUAUUCUUACCUGCCUCGAUGGCUACAUGAACAUCGCCCUGGAACAGACGGAAGAGUACGAAAACGGCGAAUUGAAGAACAAUUUUGGAGACGCCUUCAUUCGCGGAAAUAAUGUUAUGUACAUUUCGGCGGGCAGGUCUGCGUAG
Molecule: messenger RNA, 294 nt
Organism: Chondrus crispus (carragheen)
Lineage: Eukaryota; Rhodophyta; Florideophyceae; Gigartinales; Gigartinaceae
Product: Sm-like protein, LSm6
Exons: 1
Coding region: 1-294 (97 amino acids)
Biological process (GO): mRNA splicing, via spliceosome; maturation of SSU-rRNA
Cellular component (GO): U6 snRNP; U4/U6 x U5 tri-snRNP complex; P-body
Molecular function (GO): RNA binding
Source: RefSeq, a predicted model, not a curated record